This is a messenger RNA of Lodderomyces jiufengensis, 3330 nucleotides long. RefSeq lists its product as uncharacterized. The transcript has a single exon. Gene Ontology annotation, cellular component: nucleus; cytoplasm. Gene Ontology annotation, molecular function: nuclear import signal receptor activity; small GTPase binding. Gene Ontology annotation, biological process: protein import into nucleus. Lineage: Eukaryota; Fungi; Ascomycota; Pichiomycetes; Serinales; Debaryomycetaceae. The coding region runs from base 1 to 3330 and encodes 1109 amino acids. The record is from RefSeq and is a predicted model, not a curated record.
AUGGAUGCUCAAUUUGUCAAAUCGUUAGAGGAACUUUUGAAGCAAACUUUGACUCCGGAUUCAUCAGUAAUCAAAGAAGCUUCUCAAAAAUUAAGUAAAGAUUAUUAUCCAAAUCCACAAGCAUUACCAUCAUUGCUUCAAAUUUUACAACAAUCAAGUCAAGAUGAAAUUAAAUUAUUAGCUGCAGUUGAAGCUAGAAAAUUAGCCAUUGACAAUUGGGAACAAGUUAAUGCAAAUUUAAAACCAGCAAUCAGACAAUCACUUUUGAAAAAUACUUUUGAAGAACAAAAUAAAAGAUUAAGAAAUUUAUCAGCUCGUGUAAUAGCAGCCAUUGCUGAAGUUGAUUUGGAUGCAAAUGAAUGGACUGAUUUAUUACCAAAUUUAAUUAAUGCAAUUCAAAGUUCCGAUACACAAACUAAAGAAGUUGCAACUUUUACAUUAUUAGCUAUGUUAGAAUCACAAAUUUCAGCAUUAUUACCACACAUUAAUGAUUUUAUCAGUUUAUUUGGAAAUUUGUUACAAGAUCCUUCGUCAAAAGAAGUUAGAGUUAAUUCCGUUUUAGCUUUAGAUGUUCUUUCACAAAUUAUAGAAGAUGAUGAUGCAGCAGAUGAACAAAUUCAAGAAAAAUUUAAAGCUACAAUUCCAGGUAUGGUUGAAGUUUUAAAGGAGGUUGUUGCAUCUGAUGAUACUGAACUGGCUAAACAAGUAUUCAAUGUCUUUAAUGGAUUAGUUUUGAUUGAUACUGCUUUAGUUGGAGAUCAUUUAAUUAACUUGAUUAAAAUGAUUUGUGAAAUGGUCACAAACACCUCCUUAGAUGAAAAUUAUAGAAUUUUUGGUUUACAAUUUUUAAUUUCAUGUAUUAGUUAUAGAAAAGCCAAAAUUACAAGCAAUAAAUUAGGUCCACAAAUUACAAUGGUUGGAUUAAAAGUUGCAUCUGAAGAAAUUGAUGUUGAAGAUGAAUUAGAAAAUGAAGACGAAGAAAAUGAAAAUGAAGAAAGUUCACCACCAUCAUUAGCAUUAAGAUUAUUAGCUAUAUUAGCAGCUGAAUUGCCACCAUCACAAGUUAUUACACCAUUAUUUGAAGCAUUACCACCUUUAUUAUCUUCUAGCAAUCAAUUCGAAAGACGUGCUGGAUUAUUAUCUAUUGGUGUUUGCUCUGCGGGUGCUCCAGAUUAUAUUGCUUCACAAAUUCAAAAAAUCAUUCCAGCUUUGAUCAAUGGUUUAAAGGAUUCUCAAAUUAUUGUUAGAGUUGCAGCUUUGAGAACUUUAUCACAAUUAACUUCAGAACUUCAAGAUAUUGUUACAGAUUAUCAUGAACAAUUAUUACCAUUAAUUAUUGAAAUUAUUGAUUCAGCUUCUUCGGUUAUGGCUUAUAAAUACGCUUGUUAUGCAUUGGAUGGAUUAAUUGAAUUCAUGAGUCAUGACGCUAUGAGCAAAUACAUUGAACCAUUGAUGCAUAAAUUAUUCCAUAUGUUAAGUCAAGCAAAUUCAUCUACUUUGAAAACAGCUAUUGUUUCGGCUAUUGGAUCAACUGCUUUCGCAAGUGGUAAGAGUUUUACUCCAUAUUUUGAAGGUUCAAUCCAACAAUUAGAACCUUUCAUUACAAAUUCAGCUUCAGUAGAUGGUAUGAGUGAAGAUGAUAUUGAAUUAAGAGCAACUACUUUUGAAAACAUAUCAACAAUGGCUAGAGCUGUUGGAUCACAAACUUUUUCAAUUUAUGCUAAACCAUUAGUUGAAGCUGCUUAUAAUUCAUUAAGUUCAGAACAUUCAAGAAUUAGAGAAUCAGGUUUUGCUUUCAUUGCAAAUAUGGCUAAGGUAUAUGGUCCAGAAUUUGCAGGAUUCUUAGAUCAAAUUGUCCCACAAAUUUUACAAUGUUUAGAACAAGAAGAAUUCACUUUCAAUGUUGAAGGUGGUGAAGGUGAUGAUGAAGACGAACUUGACGAAGAAGCCGAAAAUGAUGAUCCAUUAAAAGUCCAUACCGGUAUUACUAUUGAAAAAGAAAUUGCAUCAGUUGCUCUUGGUGAAUUAGCUAUUGGAACCGGAAAGGAAUUUUUUAAAUAUGUUGAACCAUCAAUCACAGCUUUAGCUGAACAAGUUGCUAAUUCUUUUGGUAUGAGAGAAGCUGCUAUUAGUUGUUUAUUCAAAAUAGUUAAAGCUAUGUUUAUUGCUGUUCAAGGUAAAGAUUUCAAACCACCAAAGGGAGUUCCAAAACAAUCAUAUGUUGAUUCUAAUAUCUUAGAAUUAAUCAAACAAGUCAGAGGUAUUGCUAUCCCAUUAUUGGAAGAAGAAUUUGAAUCUACUAUGGUUGCUUGUAUCUUAGAUGGUAUUUCAAACUCAUUGUACACAUUUGGUUCAAUCUUCAUCGUUGACAGUCCAAGUGACACCACAAGUUUAGAACAAUUAUGUAUAUCAUUAAUGAAUUUAUUGAAAAAAGAUCAUCCAUGUCAAUUAGAAGAAGACGAAUUCCCAGAAGAAGAAGAUUCAUCAGAAACUGAGGUAUUACUUAACGAAUCAGCUUUAGAAGUUUUGAUUAAUUUAUCAAUUGCAUUGGAAGGUGAUUUUGUUAAAAUUUUUGCUUCAUUCAAAGAUUUAAUCUUAUCUAAAUUUGAUAGUAAAUCCAAGCCAUUAAAAGUUGGAUCAAUUGGUGCUAUAGCGGAAAUGGUUGGUGGUAUGAAAUCCUCAAAUCCAUAUUCAGAAGAAUUAUUACAAGUAUUUAUCCAAAAAUUUUCAACUGAUAAGUCUAUUGAAGUUAAAGGUAAUGCAGCUUAUGGUAUUGGAUUAAUUGUUGAAUACAGUCCAAUCGAUUUGACAUCAAGUUAUCCACAAAUUUUGGAAUUGUUAUUCCAUUUAUUAAAUAAAGUUGAUAAAAAAGCUGGUAGUGCUGAUGAUGAAGAAGCUAAAGAUGUUGUAAAUCGUGCAUACGCAAAUGCUUGUGGAUGUGUCUCAAGAUUAAUAUUGAAAAAUCAACAAGCAGUUCCAUUAGAACAUGUAAUUGGACCUUUACUUGAUCAUUUACCAUUAGAAACUGGAUUAGAAGAAAAUACUCCAAUCUUUGAAUCAAUAAUAAAAUUAUAUGAAUCAAAUAAUCAAACCAUUAUUGCACAAACUCCAAAAGUUGUUGAAAUAUUUGCAGGUGUAUUUAAAGCAGAAGAAGAAAGAAUUAAAUUAAUCAAUGAAAGUACUUUAGGUAGAGAAGAAAAUAUUGAUGCAAUGAAACAAUUUUCAAGUGAUGAAUUAAAACAAAAAGUUGUUGAUUUAUUAAAAUUCUUGAAUCAAAAAUAUGACGGUGUUGUAUCUCAUAAUGAAAUUUUAGGAGCAGUAAUUUCAUAG